CCGAGAGGUGGGUGGGGGGAGGUUGGAGGUUAGGGAAAGCUAGGGGAGAGAGGGAGAGAACGCCGCCACUUCAGACAGUGUAGAGAUGUGUGCAGACGGGCUUCUCUGACACCCUUUGGGGUUCGGAGCAUUCCUCAUUACCAGCACACCCCCCCAGCUCCACGCGGCUGACACACGGAUACUACACCAACACCGCUCCUCAGGUGGAAGAGCAUGGGUUACUUCUCUCUCAUCCUGCACUUUGUCUGCUGGUUGGUUUCAGCGCGCUCCCUGGACAUCGCGGACCUGACGCUGGUGAACACGGAGCCGGUGUCGGUGUCCGCCGAGUCCUCGCUGCUCUGCGUCAGCGGCGACUGGAGCGCUUCGGACGCGAUCUCCAUGGGGCGAGAGUACCCCCUUCUCCAUCUGCAGAGCCCGCCGGUCACUGCUGACAAAAACUACCGAGCCACUUCAAAGAUUACCUGGAAAACGCGGAAUGUCGAUAUUUUCGGAGCCUUCUAUUGUAAAAUCCAAAACGCUGAUUCAGCGGGUAAACUGUACACGGUCAGGAUGCUAAAUGAAGCUGUGUUCCAUCCAGAGUCCUUAACAGUCAUGGCGAGCAUAGGGGACGUCAUUAAUAUUACUUUCAACCGGAGGAAGAUUGUUGCAGAGGAUGCGGUCAUCUAUAAAAAUGGUGAUUUUAUUCACUCUAUACCCAGUUAUGAGAUCCAAGACACACUGCAGUACGUUAUUAAAGAGGUGAAGAUGCAGGACUCUGGCCUCUACACAGUCAGAUACAUUGCUGGGACCCCAAAUUCCUCCGCUAUCACCAGGCUGAUAGUAAGAAACUGCUCAGCUGGCUUUUGGGGUAAAGACUGUUCUCAGACCUGCCCACCAUGUUCCAAUGGAGGAGUGUGCCAUGAUGAAACUGGAGAGUGCAUCUGUCCCCCCGGCUUCAAGGGCCAGACCUGUGAAAUCGUGUGCGGGGAGGGAAGAUUUGGAAGAACGUGUAAAAACAGGUGUAGAUUUGGCUCCUGCCGGUCCAUGGUUUUCUGCCUUCGGGAUCCUUAUGGCUGCUCGUGUGCCUCUGGGUGGUGGGGUUUAAACUGCAGUGAGGCCUGUCCCCAGGGUUUCUACGGGGCAGGCUGUAAGCUGAGGUGUGAGUGCGGGGGCCGAGGGAAGUGUGACCGCUUCCGUGGCUGCGUGUGCCCAGGGAGACAUGGAUCUCGCUGUGAGAGAGCAGAACAGGCCCCUGUUGUGAUCAGCGACCUCAGAGAUACAGAGCUCAACUCUGGAGUCAACUACACGGUCAACUGCACAGCACAGGGAUAUCCACCACCGAUGCACGGACAGAUUGUACUAAUCACACCUGGCAAAACUGAAGUAUACGCAAUGGACACUGAGACGGUGGAAAACGGAUCCACCUCCCAGUUCAAGGUGGACAAGAUCACGUUGCAUGAAACUGGCCGCUGGCUGUGUCAGGUGAAAACAUCAGCUGGGCAGGCGGAGAAAGACUUCAUUGUCCAUGUCAAAGUGCCUCCAAAACCACAGUACCCUCCCACACUGAACAGCAGUGGGCCGUAUCACCUGACGGUGUGGGUCAACAAGGACCCAUACACUGGGGAUGGACCAGAGACCUCAGUAAAGAUCUUUUACAAAAGAGUCAACACCACCUCUUGGGAGACCAUUGAAGUGACCGGGCCGCUGGUGAAGCUGGAAAACCUGACCCCGUGUACUCAAUACACCAUGUUUGUUCAGUUGAGUCGCCAUGGAGCCGGAGGGGUUGGGUUCCCUGGGCCGGAGGCCAGCUUCUCCACCCUGGUGCUGGACCUGCCUCUCCCCACAGGGAUCACAUUGAUUCCACUGAGCCAAACCUCUCUAAGCCUCACCUGGGACUUGGUGAAGGGGCAUGUGAAUGAGCACUGGUCCUACCAGGUGGAGUGCCUGCAGUCAUACGAGCCGGAAAAUAUUCAGACCCACCACCUGCCAAGGAAUUCCACUGGCCUCAAGCUCACAAGCCUGAAGCCCAAACAGAAGUAUGAGUGCAAAGUUCGUAUAAUGACGAGUUCUGUGGGUCAGUACUGCAGGCCAGUGUCUGCAUGGACCCUCAGCAAUGAGCUGCCACCACCACCCUUCAACAUCAUGCACUGCAACAUCACCGACUCCUCUGCCGUCCUCAUCUGGUCCCUGGAGGAGGGCAACUCCAUCUCCAAGGUCAACAUCCGCUUCCAGGACACCGACCUGGCCGACUACAGCCAGCAAGCGGAGAUCAAUGUGCAGGAGCACCAGGCCAUGCAGUUCCAGCUCCGGGGGCUCCGAGCCAACACGUCCUACCUGGUGGAGAUGUGGGCCACCAACAACAUUGGGAAGAGCCUCAACAACCCGCAGAUACAGAUCAAGACCAUGCCACCUCAAGAAAGCUCUCGUCUGUAUGGGUUUGGCAGCGAGGGGAACAUGCUGUUCUUUGCUAUCCUGGGCUCUGCUGGGAUGACGUGCGUCACCAUCCUGCUGGCCUUCUGCAUAGUGCUGCAGCUGAAGAGGGCCACCUUUCAGCGCAGGAUGGUCCAGGCCUUCCAAAACAUUGUGAGGGAGGAGCCUGUGGUCCAGUUUAACUCGGGCUCCCUCAACAUGACCAAGAAGUCCAAAAACUCUGCCCAGCCGGUGGCCUACCCGGCCCUAGAGUGGAAUGACAUCAAGUUCCAGGACGUCAUCGGCGAGGGCAACUUCGGCCAGGUGCUGAAGGCGCGGAUCAAGAAGGAUGGUCUGAGGAUGGACGCUGCCAUCAAGCGGAUGAAAGAGUAUGCCUCUAAGGAUGACCACAGGGACUUUGCCGGGGAACUUGAGGUGCUCUGCAAACUUGGCCACCACCCCAACAUCAUCAAUCUGCUGGGUGCCUGUGAGCACAGAGGAUAUUUGUACCUGGCCAUUGAGUACGCCCCCCACGGAAACCUGCUGGACUUCCUGCGGAAGAGCAGGGUCCUGGAGACGGACCCAGCUUUCGCCAUCGCCAACAGCACUGCCUCCACCCUCUCCUCCCAGCAGCUCCUGCACUUCGCCGCCGACGUGGCGCGGGGCAUGGAUUACCUGAGCCAGAAGCAGUUUAUUCACAGGGACCUGGCUGCCAGAAACAUCCUGGUGGGGGAGAAUUAUGUGGCAAAGAUAGCAGACUUCGGACUGUCUCGAGGGCAGGAGGUUUACGUGAAGAAGACAAUGGGAAGGCUGCCGGUGCGAUGGAUGGCGAUUGAGUCGCUGAAUUACAGCGUUUACACUACAAACAGCGAUGUAUGGUCCUAUGGAGUGCUUCUCUGGGAGGUCGUCAGCCUAGGUGGUACGCCGUACUGUGGGAUGACCUGCGCCGAGCUGUAUGAGAAGCUUCCCCAGGGCUACAGGCUGGAGAAACCCCUCAACUGCGAUGAUGAGGUGUACGACCUGAUGCGACAAUGCUGGAGAGAGAGGCCCUAUGAGAGGCCCUCGUUUGCCCAGAUCCUGAUGUCCCUUAACAGGAUGCUGGAGGAGAGAAAGACAUACGUGAACACCACCCUGUAUGAGAAGUUCACCUAUGCGGGAAUCGACUGCUCUGCAGAAGAAGCUGGAUGAUCCGUUAAUACUCUUCAGAAAUAGCUUUUCUCCUCUUUUGUAUCAUGCAUGUACCAUAUUGGAUCAAGGUUUAAGCAAUCCUUUACCAGGGAUUCAUGGACUAGUAUUUUGCACACAUUGUGUAUUCCAUUAUAUAUACUAACUGGUGGGCUGGAAUUAAUCAAACUUAAGUUCUUUUUUGUUUUCUUUCAUUGUACAUUGUUGAGUGAGUUUAUUGUACAAGUGUGUUAUUGAUGUGGGAUGCCGUGUUCUGUAGAUCACCUGUAAAUAGUAAGAUCUGAAAAGCAUUUCUAAGGUAACAUUUAACUAUGACCUAUUAAGCACUGAAAGUGUUGAUAAAAAUGUUCAUUUUUAAAAAGCCGAGUGAAUGUAGCUUCCGAGUAUACCAUAGUCUAUGCAUGGAAUCAAUGUAUGUAUACAGAUUUCAGAUUUGUCAUUACAAAUGAGAAGUUUGUUGUUCUGGUCAA
Messenger RNA from Megalops cyprinoides (Indo-Pacific tarpon), 4043 nucleotides. It is a transcript of the gene tek, whose product is annotated as TEK tyrosine kinase, endothelial. The record is from RefSeq and is a predicted model, not a curated record. The coding region runs from base 214 to 3576 and encodes 1120 amino acids. Gene Ontology annotation, biological process: positive regulation of phosphatidylinositol 3-kinase/protein kinase B signal transduction; positive regulation of kinase activity; multicellular organism development. Gene Ontology annotation, molecular function: transmembrane receptor protein tyrosine kinase activity; ATP binding; protein binding. NCBI's taxonomy places the organism in Eukaryota, Metazoa, Chordata, Actinopteri, Elopiformes, Megalopidae. Gene Ontology annotation, cellular component: signaling receptor complex; plasma membrane. The transcript is spliced from 23 exons.